UUAUUUUAUGUGACAACAUUAUGCACAAUGAAUGCAAAUUGUAACAAACAUUUUGUGUUUUCCCCCACCCCCAUUAGGACACUGGUCCACAGCUUCCAACUGUCGUGAUGCAUAUGCUUAAAUAUGGAACAAAUCUUCUUCAAGUUGUGGGUCAGUUUAGUGGAAACUAUAUCAUAGUGGUUGCCUAUAUGGGCGUGAUUUCAAACCUUGAUCGUCCUGUCCUACAAGAUUGUGUUCAGCCUGCUGUUGCUGCACUGGAUUCAGAUUCUGAGAUUAUUGAAGGGCCAUCACGAAUUUCACUAAAUUGUCCAAUAAGGUAUGCCAUUAUAUGUGUUGCCGACAAACUUUGCUGUUCAUUUAUCUUCCGAGUUCAAGUACAAAGAGAGGAAAUUCAAGCACAAAAUAAAGAGAUAGGGAAGAUGAAUGGGUCGAUUGACGAGCAUUUUGAGAUCACAUCAAGCAUCAUGGAGUUUCUUAAGAAGCAAGGUUUCAAAGGACAAUUUAGGGGAUGAGGUAUCCCAUGAACUCGUACAUCGCCUUUUUGAUUGGUUUUGAUGACGUUCGGAAGCAUAC
This is a messenger RNA of Camellia sinensis, 573 nucleotides long. NCBI's taxonomy places the organism in Eukaryota, Viridiplantae, Streptophyta, Magnoliopsida, Ericales, Theaceae. The record is from RefSeq and is a predicted model, not a curated record.